UGCAGUUUACACGCGCUCCGCUUGAUAGUACCUAUAUAAGCACCGGUUUCGGCGCACGUGCAGCGAGACGUGCAUUAAAGUUAAACCACAUUGACAAAUAAAAAGUUAUUACUACAAUAUGUGCGGACUUUGGGCGCUUUUCGGCUUUGAAAACGAUUCUUUGACGUGCGUGUGUGAUAACUUUACGAAGAUAUCCCACAGGGGACCUGAUGCUUUCAAGAUCGAACAUGAUAGCCGCGUAAAGAACGCUUACCUCGGAUUCCACAGGCUGUCCAUUGUCGAUAGCCUCUGUGGUAUGCAGCCCAUAAGGCUGUACCAGUAUCCCCUUCUGUUUUUGCUUUGCAAUGGAGAAAUCUACAAUUGUAAAAGAUUAGGAGAGGAAUAUGGCUUUCAAUUUUCAACCAAAUGUGACAUAGAAGUACUUUUACACGUUUAUGCGACCAAAGGUCCAGAUGCCGUGUGUAGAUCUUUAGAUGGGGUUUUUGCAUUUUGUUUAUUGGACGUUGAAAAAAAGAAAAUUUUAAUUGGCCGAGAUCCGUAUGGUGUAAGACCUCUUUUUAGAUUUUCUACUCCUGAUGGGCAAUUGGCUGUGUCAUCAGAGAGCAAAGCUCUAGUGGGUAUUGCUAAAUUAUUGAGUAACGAUGAUUUUGUGGAACCGUUUCCUCCAGGCACAUACGAAGAGUAUGAUAUUUUAGAAAAUGGUCUCGUGAAACUUUUUAGGAAAGAAAAGUACCAUGAGCCAGGCCAGAAGCCCAGUUUCACUCCUUUUGUUCCUUGGAAUGAAAUUAGCUCCGAAAAUGUUCACGAAAAUGUAAGAAAAUUAUUUUCCGCUGCUGUGGACAAACGUUUGAUGGCUGAUAGGAGGAUAGGUUGUUUGCUAUCAGGUGGCCUGGAUUCCAGUUUGGUUGCUGCCCUACUCGUCAAAUAUUCGAAAGAGCGCAAAUUUUCAUAUAAAAUUCAAAGCUUCUCAAUUGGCAUGGAAGGCAGUCCAGAUAUCUUGGCAGCCAGACAGGUUGCUGCACACAUCGGCACAGAUCACCACGAAAUAAUCAUAACACAACAGGAUAUUUUGGAAGUUCUUGACAAAGUUAUUUAUCAACUUGAGACUUUUGACAUCACUACAAUCAGAGCUUCCAUUGGAAUGUACUUAAUCUCGAGGUACAUUAAAAAAAACACCGAAUCCACAGUGAUAUUUAGUGGAGAAGGUGCUGAUGAACUUGCACAAGGUUACAUUUACUUUAGAGAUGCACCAAGUGCCUACGACGCUCAUAUCGAGUCUCUGAGACUAUUAAAAGAUAUUUAUCUGUAUGACGGCCUACGUGCUGACAGAACAACCAGUGCCUUUAGCUUGGAACUAAGAGUUCCAUUUUUGGAUUUGCAAUUUACCAACUACUAUCUUUCUCUUCCUUCAACCGCGAGACAACCACAAAACGGCGUUGAAAAACAUUUACUUAGAUCUGCAUUUGAUAAAACUGGCUUGCUACCGUCAAACAUUUUAUGGAGGGGUAAAGAAGCAUUUAGCGAUGGCGUUACGUCCGUUAAAAAAUCUCUGUUUCAAAUCAUUGAUGAAAUCGUACAGGAUAAAGUUAAAGACGAUGAACUGGUAAAAGCAUAUGAAACAUACCCUCACUGUACUCCAAAGACUAAAGAGGCCUACUAUUACAGGUAA
Molecule: messenger RNA, 1669 nt
Organism: Copidosoma floridanum
Lineage: Eukaryota; Metazoa; Arthropoda; Insecta; Hymenoptera; Encyrtidae
Gene: AsnS
Product: asparagine synthetase
Cellular component (GO): cytosol
Molecular function (GO): asparagine synthase (glutamine-hydrolyzing) activity
Source: RefSeq, a predicted model, not a curated record